AUGGCCGGCGUUGAUUAUCUAGCUUUCGAGAGAAACAAAGCACAAUUCGAUGUCGACGAAUUGAAGAUCGUUUGGGCUGGUUCUCGUGAGGAAUUCGAACUUUCCGAUCGGAUUUCUCGCCUCGUUGCUAACGAUCCGGUAUUCCGAAAGGAUGAUAGAGCUAGUCUUGAUAGGAAGGAGUUAUUUAAGAACACUUUGAGAAAAGCAGCUUAUGCAUGGAAAAAGAUUAUUGAGCUCCGUCUUACGGAACAGGAAGCUAAUAAGCUUAGGACCUUUGUGGAUCAGCCUGCUUUUACGGAUCUUCAUUGGGGGAUGUUUGUGCCUGCCCUCAAAGGACAAGGAACUGAUGAGCAGCAGGCGAAGUGGUUGCCUCUAGCUAAUAAGAUGCAAAUAAUUGGUUGCUAUGCCCAAACCGAACUUGGUCAUGGAUCCAAUGUUCAAGGGCUUGAAACAACUGCAACGUUUGAUCCAGAAACAGACGAGUUUGUUAUUCACAGCCCCACGUUGACUUCCAGCAAAUGGUGGCCUGGUGGGUUGGGUAAAAUAUCCACACAUGCUAUUGUUUAUGCCCGUCUUAUUACUGAUGGUCAAGACCAAGGAGUGCAUGGUUUCAUUGUCCAGCUGCGGAGCUUGGAUGAUCACCUGCCUCUUGCAGGCAUAACUGUUGGAGAUAUUGGAAUGAAAUUUGGAAAUGCAGCAUAUAACAGCAUGGAUAACGGAGUUCUAAGUUUUGACCACGUACGAAUUCCAAGGAAUCAAAUGUUAAUGAGGGUUUCACAGGUCACCAGAGAAGGAAAAUAUGUACAAUCCAGUGUUCCAAGACAAUUAAUUUAUGGUACUAUGGUAUAUGUGAGGCAGGCAAUUGUAGCUGACGCCUCGACUGCUUUGUCACGAGCAGUUUGCAUUGCUACUAGAUAUAGUGCUGUUCGAAGACAGUUUGGAUCUCAGAAUGGUGGUCUUGAAACACAGGUGAUUGAUUACAAAACACAGCAGGCUAGACUCUUCCCAUUGCUAGCUUCUGCAUAUGCUUUCAGAUUUGUUAGUGAGUGGCUGAAAUGGCUUUACACGGAUGUGACUCAAAGAUUACAAGCUAAUGAUUUUUCAACAUUGCCUGAAGCCCAUGCAUGCACUGCUGGGUUGAAAUCCUUGACUACUACCGCAACUGCUGAUGGAAUUGAGGAAUGCCGUAAACUAUGUGGCGGUCAUGGUUAUCUUACUAGCAGCGGUCUACCUGAGUUAUUUGCAGUUUAUGUUCCUGCCUGCACAUAUGAAGGGGACAAUACUGUGCUACUUUUACAGGUGGCAAGGCAUCUCGUGAAGACUAUUUCUCAGUUGGGCUCUGGUAAAAAACCUGUUGGUACCACAGCUUAUUUGGCUCGAGUAGAACAAUUGUUGCAAUAUCAAUCUGAUGUUACAAGAGCUGAGGAUUGGUUGAAGCCUAAUGUAGUGAUUGGAGCAUUUGAAGCUAGGGCUGCCAGGAUGAAUGUGGCUGUUGCUCAAAAUCUCAGCAAGUUCACUAAUCCUGAAGAGGGUUUUCAAGAACUCUCGGCUGACUUAGUUGAGGCAGCAGCUGCUCACUGCCAGUUAAUUGUUGUUUCCAAAUUUAUAGAGAAGUUGCAGCAAGAUAUACCUGGAAAAGGAGUAAAACAGCAAUUACAAGCUCUUUGCAGCAUUUAUGCUUUAUUUCUUCUUCAUAAGCAUUUGGGAGAUUUUCUUUCCGCUGGCUGCAUCAAUCAAAAACAAGGAUCACUUGCAAACGAGCUUUUGAGGUCCUUGUAUUCACAGGUUCGUCCUAACGCAAUUGCGCUCGUUGAUGCAUUCAAUCACUCUGAUCACUUGCUUGGUUCAACUCUUGGGCGCUAUGAUGGAAAUGUGUAUCCUAAGUUGUAUGAAGAGGCAUGGAAAGAUCCUUUGAACGAUUCAGUUGUUCCUGAUGGCUUUCAUCAGUAUGUUCAACCAAUUCUUAGGCAACAACUACGUAAUGCCAGACUCUAG
Messenger RNA from Lathyrus sativus (Indian pea), 1995 nucleotides. Lineage: Eukaryota; Viridiplantae; Streptophyta; Magnoliopsida; Fabales; Fabaceae. The record is from the annotation of a GenBank genome assembly.